This is a messenger RNA of Cygnus atratus (black swan), 2149 nucleotides long. RefSeq names its product interferon regulatory factor 7 (gene IRF7). The transcript is spliced from 11 exons. Gene Ontology annotation, cellular component: nucleus. The record is from RefSeq and is a predicted model, not a curated record. Lineage: Eukaryota; Metazoa; Chordata; Aves; Anseriformes; Anatidae. Gene Ontology annotation, biological process: regulation of transcription by RNA polymerase II; immune system process. Gene Ontology annotation, molecular function: protein binding; DNA-binding transcription factor activity, RNA polymerase II-specific; RNA polymerase II cis-regulatory region sequence-specific DNA binding. The coding region runs from base 134 to 1657 and encodes 507 amino acids.
GGCACUCACGGAAGGGAACCCCUAUACCAAGGGGUGAGGGGUAAAGGCACCGGGACCACCCCCCCCACCCCCCCCCAGCCAGCCCUGCCGCUGCUGGGGGCUUCAGCAGGGGUGCGAGGGCAGCGGGGACACCAUGGCAGCAGCGGAGAGCGAAGGGGAUGCCCAGAAGCUGCGCUUUGGGCCGUGGCUGGUGAACGCCAUCAACAGCGGCUUGUACCAGGGGCUCUGCUGGACUGACCCGGCCCGCAGGGUCUUCCGCAUCCCCUGGAAGCACAACGCCAGGAAGGACGUCACCAGCAGCGACAUCGAGAUCUUCAAGGCCUGGGCGCAGGCCAGCGGGAGGUACGAGGGGAGCCCCGAGGACCCGGCCAAGUGGAAGACCAAUUUCCGCUGCGCCCUGAGGAGCACCCACAUGUUCACGCUGCUGGAGGACCACUCCAAGAACAGUGACGACCCUCACAAGGUCUUCGCCGUCAACUCAACUGCCCCCCAGCAUGGCCAGGACGGAGGUUUUGGGGGCCCUGUGGCAGACGCCCCGCCGCAGCAGCAGCCACAGCUGGAGCUCAACCACCACGAUGUGGCCCCGCAAAUCGCACCCCGAGGCAGUGCCACUGCUACCACGACGCAGUCGCUGACGCUGGAGGACCUGGACAUGCUGCAGUUGGUGCUGCAGCACUGCAACAUCUCCACCCUCGGCCCCACACCGUCCCCCUGGCCGCCCGCAGGGGAUGUCCUGCACGACGAGGAUGCUCUGCUCCAGCCCGGCCCCAGCCAAGGCGGCUGCCUCCCCCCAACGGUGUUUCAGGAGUGGGGGCCCGUGGCGGAGCAGCCCCCGCUGGGCGCCUACAGCCCCUCGGACCACAUGCUGCUAGGGGAGCAAACCAUCCCAGGAGCUGUGCCGCUGCCGUGCCACACGCUCCCCGCUGAGCAGGAGCCCGCCGGCCCCGUGCUGUCCCCGGGCGAGGCGCUGCUCUUCCACCCCGCCGCCAGCCCCCCGCCGCCGGCGGAUGACACAGGGAUCCCCCCCCACCUGGACAUCACCAUCUACUACCGGGGGAAGACGGUCCACCAGGAGGUGGUGAAUGACAGACGGUGCCUGCUGGCCUACCAGUCCCUGGACCCGGCGGUGGCCCUGCAGCCAGGGCAGCGCGUCCUCUUCCCCAGCCCCGAGGGCCUGGCUGACAGCAAGCAGCGGCAGUUCACCGAGGAGCUGCUGCUGGGCGUGGGGCUGCGGCUGGAGCAGCGCGCCGGCAGGCUCUUCGCCACCCGCCUGAAGAAGUGCAAGGUCUUCUGGGCCCUGUCGCAGCAGCUCGACAACGGGAAACCCCCGCCCAACCUUCUGUGCCGGGACCAGGAGACCCCCAUCUUUGACUUCAACGUGUUUUGCACAGAGCUCAGGGACUUCCGCGACAACCGCAGGGAGCGGUCCCCUGACUUCACCAUCUUCCUCUGCUUCGGGCAGUGCUUCUCCAACUGCAAGCCCAAGGAGUCCAAGCUCAUCCUGGUGAAGCUGGUGCCCAAGUUCUGUGAGCACUGGUACGAGCAGGUGCAGCGGGAGGGAGCCUCCUCCCUCAACAGCGGCAACGUCAGCCUGCAGCUCUCCGACUCCUUCAGCCUCUACGAGCUCAUCGAGCAGUACAGCAUGCAGAUGGACUGACACCCCCUGCCCCUGCCCCCCCGGCCUCUUCUGCGGCGCUUGCAAACUGUUUUCAGGUGCUCUUGCACCCGGAUGGGCCGAUCUCACCGCUACACAGCAGGAACAAGCUGCGUUAGCUCUCCCUGGGCACAUCUGGCAACCAUGCCCUGGCCACAGGUGCUGAUCAAGAAUUAACAGAGCACACAGGGGGCCAUGCAGGCCAGCCACGUCCCACCCUCCGAAAGAAAGCAGCUCUAAAAGCUCCAGAAGUGGUUGGCAAAACCUUUUCUCUGGCUGUGCAGCACUUUAACCCUGCAGUAGCAGCGGGGCAUCAGAGGUGGGAUCCCUCCUCCGCCCCCAAGGACAGUUUCACCGGCUGGUGCUGGAACUUACACUCAGCUCUUCUCAGCCAUGAUGGGCAGCUGUUCACCCAUGUUUUUGUAGAGAGUGGUCAUUUACCGAUUUAUUUUUCUGAUUUUUUUAAAGUUUAAAUAUAUGUAUAUGUAAAGGUGC